UGCACUGGAUCGGCGUUGCUUCAGCAGGAAAAUGGAUGACGUCGCCAGCGCGCAAAGUGAAAAUGAAAAUUUGCGUAAAAUUCGUAAUCGUUUGAUGCAAUGGGAGACCAAGACAAAUCCACUGGCAGCACUCAGUGCCCAGCAGGAGGAACACUUGGAUGUGCUAUCCAAUUUGUGGCACGACGACGAAAUAACGGCACCGGCAGUGAUCACUCCGACCAAAGUCACCAACCAAGCGGAGAGGAAAAGUGAGGGUGACAUUCAGUUGCCUGUGGGCGGACUGCAAAACACAAACGAUUUUCUGUUGUGGUUCGUUAACGUCAACACGGAGAUAGAACAACGUGGCGAUGCCAACUAUCACAAAUAUCUGCAGCAGUUGGAGCAACGCAAGGCCGAAUGUGCUCACAUGCUUACACAAAUCUCUGUGGCCAUGGAGCGUCUGGGUGCCCUAAGUGCUGAAUACGAGUUUGUUUCCCAGAAGACAAGUGCCCUGAACACAGCGAGUGAGCAGCUUAUCGAUGAGCAACAGAAGCUGCAAGAGCUUAACAACGAUAUCCAACGACGUUUGCAUUACUUCAGUCAAGUUGAGCUGCUCAAUCAACGGCUGCAGAGUCCCACGUUGUCCGUUGCCAGCGAAGCAUUCCGCGAGUGUCUAAACAAAAUUGACGAAUGCCUGAACUAUUUGGCGGAGCAUCCUAACUUUAAGGAUGCAGCUCCCUACAACGUGAAGUAUAAACAGUGUCUGUCUAAGGCCACCGGCCUGGUGCGCAACUACAUCAUUAACGUCAUCAAUCAGGCCACUGAGGCGACACUGAAUCCACGAAAUGCCAGCGGUGAUGCAUCCUUACAGGCCCCCGAUGCAGCUUUUGCACUCUACUAUGGCAAAUAUCAAACGUCUGCCGCGAAAGUAAAGCGUGUGGCACAGCUAAUCGAGUCACGUUUGGAGAAUAGUUGUAGCAGCGAGUAUGGCCAAUUAAUGACGGAUCUGCAGCAACAUUAUCUGGCUCAGCGAGCAAGUGUCAUGUCACCUGCCGUUAAUCAGUCCAUACAGAAUGUAAAGAACGCCCAUAAGGGUGACCAUUGCUCUCUGACCCGCAGUGCUUGCGCAUUUCUGGUGCACGUGUGCCAGGAUGAGCAGCGUCUGUACUAUCAGUUCUUUGGCACGGGAGCCUCGCAUCUGACUAUUUAUCUAGAGGGCUUAUGCACGAUUUUGUAUGACACCAUGCGACCGUUUAUAAUACACAUCAAUCACUUGGAAACGCUGGCGGAGAUCUGCUCCAUCCUUCGCAUUGAAAUGCUCGAGGAGCACGUGCAACAGAAUCCUGCGGGAUUGGAGGCAUUUGCAACGAUUGCACAUCAGUUGCUGCAAGAUGUCCAGGAGCGUUUGGUAUUCCGUGCGCAUUUGUAUCUGCAGUCUGAUAUCCAAAACUACAAUCCCUCAAAGGGCGAUUUGGCAUAUCCAGAGAAGCUGGAAAUGAUGGAGAGCAUCGCACUGUCCCUGCAAGAGCCUUCUCAACUGCGUCGAGCGGACUCGCGAGCCUCUAUGAUGUCCACCGAGGCGGAGAGUGUGGACACUGCUUACAGAGUGAAACAAAUGAAUUCGCCGGCUGAUCUGCAUGGCAUGUGGUAUCCAACUGUGCGACGUACUCUAGUUUGUCUGUCGCGUCUGUAUCGUUGCGUGGAUCGACCCAUUUUCCAGGGAUUGUCCCAAGAGGCGCUGAAAGCUUGCAUACAGAGUGUCUCGCAGGCAGCUGUUAAAAUUGGUGCCUCUAAGACGGCCAUCGAUGGCGAACUAUUCGAAAUCAAACACUUGCUCAUACUCCGCGAGCAGAUUGCACCAUUUCGUGUUGAUUUUACAGUGAAGGAAACCUCGCUGGAUUUCAGCAAGGUUAAGACGGCCGCUUUUGGACUCCUACAAAAGCGUAAACAGCUCUUCUCAAUGGGCAGUAACAAUGCAAUACUGGAAUUCCUGCUCGAAGGCACCCCACAAAUUAAGGAGCAUUUGCUGGACUCGCGCAAGGAAGUGGACCGUCAGUUAAAGACGGUAUGUGAACAGUAUAUUAAGGAUGCGGUUCACAUGCUGGUGGGACCGCUUGUAACAUUCCUCGACAAGGCACAAGCGCUAUUGACACAUGAUACGGCGAAAGCAACGGUUACAACGACCCCGGAGCCAACAACAGCCAAAGUCAACUAUGUGCUGAGGCAAAGCACCUGGGCGAGUCCACAGCAGAUAAGCAGCAUUAUUCAAGAAACUCAACGUCUGAUCAAGGCCAAGCUGGCGGUACUUCAGCGUGCUAUGCAGCUCUAUCUGAGCAAUCGUGAUACAGAGUUUAUCAUAUUUCGACCUAUACGCAACAAUAUUAUACAAUCCUUUAUAAAGUUAGAGCAAUUACUAACAACAAAUGGCUACUCACCGGAUGAUAUGAUCAUCACAAGCUGCCCAUCUGCGGAACAGGUCUCCAUAUUACUUUCAAGUGCCAGCAUUUUAGCCGCCGAGGGUGUGGCAAGCUUUGCAGCCGCAGCACGCAAAAUCAGCACCUCUUCAUCCGUAGAAGGAUCAACAGCCGGCAGAAAAUUAAGCACAAUAUCCAAUAAGGAUCAACAACAGACGGUAGUCGUAGAAGAGCCAGAAAGCGACCAGAUUCCGACGCCAGUUAACCCUGAAUAGCUUGCAAUAUGUAGUCCCUAUGUAACCCCCACUGUAUGUAUUUUAUAAAGCUAAGCAAUUCAAUAUGUAUAUUACAGUUUAUUCUUUCCAAGUAGAGCUAAUAAGCGAGCCUGUUUUUAUGUCCGAGUUUGUUAACAUAUUUUCAUUAAUCGGAGAGAUAAACAAGCUCUAAUAAAUUAUUUUUGCUAAGCAGCCUUAAGCAUGCCGAGAAUGUGACGAAGUCAAAGUAAAUUAUCAACAUUAAAAUACAAUUACAACA
Messenger RNA from Drosophila innubila, 2927 nucleotides. RefSeq names its product conserved oligomeric Golgi complex subunit 3 (gene Cog3). Gene Ontology annotation, cellular component: COG complex; cis-Golgi network; membrane. The record is from RefSeq and is a predicted model, not a curated record. The coding region runs from base 32 to 2668 and encodes 878 amino acids. NCBI's taxonomy places the organism in Eukaryota, Metazoa, Arthropoda, Insecta, Diptera, Drosophilidae. The transcript has 8 exons. Gene Ontology annotation, biological process: intra-Golgi vesicle-mediated transport; intracellular protein transport; Golgi organization.